This is a messenger RNA of Betta splendens (Siamese fighting fish), 2240 nucleotides long. RefSeq names its product galactosamine (N-acetyl)-6-sulfatase (gene galns). Bases 52 to 1620 code for a protein of 522 amino acids. The transcript has 14 exons. The record is from RefSeq and is a predicted model, not a curated record. Lineage: Eukaryota; Metazoa; Chordata; Actinopteri; Anabantiformes; Osphronemidae. Gene Ontology annotation, molecular function: N-acetylgalactosamine-6-sulfatase activity; arylsulfatase activity.
CCGACAACAAACCACUUCCUCGAAGUGAACGCUCGUGAUCACAGCGUAGCGAUGCCUGCGUUAAGUUUGGUUCUUCUCUUCAGUGCGAUAAUAUGUUGUUCUUCGACACUGCAGCCAGUAAAUACUUCAUCUCCGAACAUUAUCAUCAUGCUGAUGGAUGACAUGGGCUGGGGGGACCUGGGGGUGUUUGGGCAGCCUUCUAAAGAGACGCCCAACCUGGACGCCAUGGCUGCUCAGGGCAUGCUGUUCCCAAACUUCUACACUGGCAACCCCCUCUGUUCCCCGUCCAGAGCUGCACUUCUCACCGGGAGGCUGCCUGUCAGAAACGGCUUCUACACCACCAACGCCCACGCCAGAAAUGCAUACACACCACAAGAGAUCGUAGGAGGAAUCUCCAAGGAUGAGAUUUUGUUACCCCAGUUGUUGAAGACAAAGGGCUACGUCAGUAAAAUUGUUGGCAAAUGGCACCUGGGUCACAGACCACAGCACCUCCCGCUGAAGAAAGGUUUCGAUGAAUGGUUCGGGGCCCCAAACUGCCACUUUGGCCCCUACAACAACACCGUCAGGCCCAACAUCCCUGUGUAUAACAACUCUGAGAUGCUUGGCAGGUACUAUGAGGAGUUUAAGAUUGACAAAAAGACAGGAGAGUCCAACCUCACACAGAUGUACCUGCUGGAAGGUCUCGACUUCAUCCUCCGGCAGACGGAAGCCAAGCAGCCUUUCUUCCUCUACUGGUCCCCCGACGCCACUCACGCCCCUGUCUAUGCCUCCAAACCCUUCCUGGGGAAGAGCCAGCGAGGGCGAUAUGGAGAUGCUGUGAUGGAGCUGGACCACAGCGUCGGUCGGAUCCUCUCACAGCUGCGAACUCUGGGUAUCGAAAACAACACCUUUGUGUUCUUCACCUCAGACAAUGGAGCUGCUCUGAUCUCUGCCCCAAAUGAAGGUGGAAGCAACGGGCCGUUUCUCUGUGGGAAGCAGACGACCUUUGAAGGGGGCAUGAGGGAGCCUGCCAUCGCCUGGUGGCCUGAGCACAUCAAAGAGGGCGCGGUGAGCUUUCAGCUGGCUAAUGUGAUGGACCUGUUCACCACCAGUCUGGCGCUGGCUGGCAUUAGUCCUCCUGAUGACCGAACAGUAGACGGACUGGACCUGACGCCGGUCCUUCUCAACCGCCCCAGCACCGUCCAGAACAGGCCGAUCUUCUAUUACCGUGGGAACGAGAUGAUGGCUGUGAGGCUUGGGCAAUACAAGGCGCACUACUGGACCUGGAGCAACUCAUGGGCGCAGUUUAAAAGCGGUAUAAACUUCUGUCCAGGUCAAGAUGUCCCAGAUGUGACCACACACGAGCAGAGGGAGCACACCAUGCAACCCAUCGUCUUCCACCUGGGCCGGGACCCCGGGGAAAGGUUCCCCAUCAGUGUUUUGUCCAGGGAGUACCGUGACGUGCUGAGCAGGGUCACUCCAGUGGUGGAUCAGCACAGGAAGACUCUGGUGCCGGGCGUUCCCCAGCUCAACAUGUGCGACUUGGCUGUGAUGAACUGGGCCCCUGCCGGCUGCGAGAAGUUAGGGAAGUGUCUGAAAGGUCCCGCGUCGAAGCCCUGGAAGUGCGUCUGGACCCACUGACACUAAAACGGCGGAGCCUGAAAUGAGGGAGGAAGCAAAAGCUGGAGCUGUACCUUUCUACACUACAGCGACGUGAACAGCCUUGUUUUCAUUUAGGAAUUGUUAUUUCUUUGGUGUGUACGUUGUUGAGGAGUACAUGGGGUAAGACUACGUAAGGGAAAUAUGCUGGUAUAACUAUUAACUGUAAAAAAAGGAACCAGCAGGAACCAACACAAGUUCUACCUGUUCUGAAAAUGCAUUGCCUCAAGUGUCAGGGAAUUAAAUCACAUCUAACUUUGCAUAUAUAUUUAUUGUGAUCAGGGCUAAAAUCAUGUCUUUCCUAUUGGAUGCUUCGCUGAGCUUGUGUCUUUUGUACUGUACUGCAAAGGGAGAUUUCACACACAUGAAAAUAGUUUGUCAUGUCACCGUUUGACGACUUUUGUACAUUAGGUUUAAAUAUUAGUAUGCAUUAAACCAGGUCCAAGUCACUAAAACAAUGUCCUCUACUUCCUGAAAACUGGUAAAGUUAAUCGUUUAUUUUGCCUUUAGUUUGUUGUAGAAUAAGACAAAUGGUUGCAUUCUUGGUUCUACAGAGAGCUUUAAAAUGACCCGAUUAAGUGUAAAUAAACAGAUUUCACUGA